GCGUUUUACUCGCGACGCGCCGUUUGGCCUGCUUGUUCUUUAUUCUUCAUCUUACACAGGUCGGCGUUCAACGUUCAAUUCCUCAAGCUAUGAUUACUCUUCUUUACUUUCUGGCUGUGAUUGUUGCUCUUGCUCUGACAAUUCACUAUCCGAUAUCAUACACGAGGAGAAAGCAUGCGUUCACAAUAAGCUCUGGAUAGUAUUCUGAGAUCUGCUUCUUUGUCCUGGUUUUCUACGCGUUCCACGAUCGUGUUCGUUGCCAAGCACGCUUCUCACACACAGAAGAGACUAUUAUUAUGUUCACGAAGGACUUAGCGCUAGGAGCUCAUUUGAGCCAUUCAUUUCGGAUUGCGCGUGACGUCAAGCAGAUGGGUAUAUAAGCUUUAACGGAACUUAUUGGAACUCCACCUCUCCAGCACUCUCACCCGUCUUUCCGGUUCAUUUUUCGCACUGUUGCUUUGAUUCCACGAUCCUUCACGGCUCCUUGACUUCCGUCGUUUGGCUAUGGCAUAUCAGUAUUAUCAGACCUCAUACCCUGGCUGGGGCCAAAGCCAGGUUAGUAUACUAUUUGCGUUUUCUUAUCCUCUUCUGAUAGUCCAUCGAUUGCAGCUGCAAUUCGGGGCCCCUCCGAUACCUAACAUCCAUCCUCAGCCACACUGGAGUGGCUGGGACUACUACAGUGCACAUGCGAUCAACCCCGACCCCUCUCUGUUCUACUCUGUCAUGAGCCGUGCCCGUGAAUAUGGGGGUACAGGUGGCGUUGGCAUGCACGAAGCUCAAUCAUGGCAUCGUCGUAUCUACAGCGGUCUAGUGCCAUUAUCCCAGGCGCUCCCUACCGAUAUUGGCUCCGCAGCAGCCUACGAAGCGUAUCGUGUGUGGCGGCACCACCACAGCGUCAUGUACGACUGCCUCGCAGGCCAGAUUGAGAGGGAACGUGAAGGACUUAUUGGUAUCGCUACGGCAGAAGCCAGUCACCUGUGGCAGUAUUCUGGUCGGGCAAUGGACGCCUAUGGCCUUCGCGAAGCAUUGGAGAGUGCAGCAUUGACAGCUUCUAGAAUAGCUUAUCGAGUCAUGGAGGACCGGGACGGUUACUCAGGAAGACGAGGCUCUGUUGUUGACGAUGACUACGAAAGUGACUACCCCGAUUCACGCGAUUAUCGGCGCCGCCGUCGCCAUUCAUCCAUUGGUUCAGCCCCAUCCAUGCUUGGAGGCGCACCUAGCGUUGGCAGUGCAUAUGGAACACCUUAUGGAACGCCCUAUGCCACGCCAGUGCCUAUCCCUACCCAGAAUCCAAUGAACGCUGGUUACGGUGCCGGCGGUAGUCCGUACUAUGGUGGUGGCGGCUUGCCUCGUUCAUACGGCGGCACACCAUCCAUGCUUGGAGGCGGACUCGGCUCUCAGCCACCAUACAACACCAACCCUGUGAUUCCCGGUGCCCCGAUUGGCGGUUUCUCAGUACCAUAUCCCGGUAGCACACCUUCAUACGUUGGAAAUACGACCGGAUACCCUGGCACUACUACUGGAUACCCGGGAGCUACUACUGGUUACCCUGGAAGCAGUCCAUAUAUGGGUGCAGGUGUUCAGUACCCUUCAACAGGAUACGGAAACACCGUUAUGGCAGGUAAUAUACCCAAUGUACCACCAGGUUCCACCGUCAUCAUUCAACAACAACCUAGACGACGAAGGUCAUCCGGCGGGCACAAGCACCACCACCGCUCGAGGAGUUCUGAUCCCUUACGUGGGUACGGGAGCAGUUAUCGGAUGUAAACUGGCUGCAUUGCGGUCCAAUGAUUCUCAGCACUUCUCUCAUGAUUAUUCCUUAGUAUGCUUCUUCUUCUUGCACGUUCACUCUUUUCCCUAUCCUUCGACGAUGUACGAUUGGUUUAUACCAAAUAGUCCAUAUGCAACCUUAUUCUGUAAUUCAUAAUACCCUGUUCUCGACUGAUUUUUUUUUUUACCUUGGGCUACGUACUGUCUAUGCCAUGUCUUUCAUGAUGUGUAGUUUGUCACUUUUCAUGCCAAGGACUUUCAAAUUCUAGCCUUGCAAGGAACUUAAUGGUCAGGGACAAUUCA
Messenger RNA from Somion occarium, 2073 nucleotides. Lineage: Eukaryota; Fungi; Basidiomycota; Agaricomycetes; Polyporales; Cerrenaceae. The record is from the annotation of a GenBank genome assembly.